Trichogramma pretiosum is the source of this 1330-nucleotide messenger RNA. Its product is annotated as putative OPA3-like protein CG13603. Bases 509 to 1093 code for a protein of 194 amino acids. NCBI's taxonomy places the organism in Eukaryota, Metazoa, Arthropoda, Insecta, Hymenoptera, Trichogrammatidae. The transcript is spliced from 3 exons. Gene Ontology annotation, cellular component: mitochondrion. The record is from RefSeq and is a predicted model, not a curated record. Gene Ontology annotation, biological process: regulation of lipid metabolic process.
UACUCUUAUAACUAAACAAGCACCCUAAUUAGUGAUGAAAUUUUCUAAAUAAAUUAUUACCCCUAUCAUUCUUGUAGUUUUUUAACGUUAGGUGUUCAUGAUUCUUUAAGAGAGAAUCGGAAAUGUACAAAAUAUAAUAAUAAAAUAGAAACCAUAGUAGUUAUAUUUACUGUUUACAGAAGUGAAACUAAUGACUAAUAAUUUGUAUUUAUAUAAUUUCAAAGUGAAAAAAUUCAAUUUCUAUACGAAUUAUCCCAAAAAAUGUUUUUUGGAAUUUUUCGUGCAACGAAAAAUUGCGUUACGUUCCAUAGAUUCUUAUUAUUUUAUUUUCGUCCCAUUGUCAGGGACAAAAUUUAUUGGAACCUCUGAUACGUCAAUGAAAGCAAUCGUGUAACGUCAAUAUUUUGCAUUAUUUCAAGAAAUAAGAUUUAUUAGAGUAGGCACUGUGCAAAACAUCUAAGCAUUGGAUUUUUGAUGAUCAAUAGUCCUUACACAAAGAACAAUAAAAAUGGUUGUUGGGGUCUUUCCUGCACUAAAACUAGGAGUACUUCUUUUCAAACAAAUUAGUAAACCACUUGCUCAAGUCAUUGUUAAUAGAGCCAAAAAUCAUCCAGUUUUUAGGACUUAUUUUAUUAUACCACCUGCUCAAUUUUACCAUUGGGCAGAAGUAAAAUGUAAAAUGUACCUUAUGAAUUUGGGCAAACCUACUAAAGUAGCCAAACUCAAUGAACAAAUGGCCAUUGAACUCGGUGCAAGUUUGAUGGGUGAAGUUAUAAUUUUUAGUGUUGCUGGAGGUUGUCUAAUGUUUGAAUAUAACAGACAAGUGGCCAAAGAAGCCAAAAAAGAAGAAUUAAGACAGAUGCAAAUACAAAAAUUUGUUGAUGACAUACAAGCUUUAUAUGAAACAACUGUACAACAAGAUGCUGAACUUAAGUAUCUUCAAAUGUCAUUAGAAGAGCUUGCUAAAAAAUCAAAGUUUAAACUCCCAGAAAAAAACAUUAAAACAGAUAAUGAUAAAAAUAAUAAUAAAAUAUCUAAUAAAAGUACUAUCACUAAUACAAAAGAUCAAGACAAAAACGAAACACAAAGCUAAUUAGUAUAAAUAAUGAAAAAUGAAUUAUUUAAAAAAGAAGUGAAUUAAAGUUUAGAAUUUAUAUAUAAAAGAGCAGUAUAAAAUUGUUACUGCUUCAUAGAUCUUAUAAGUUUUAAUAAUAAUAAUAAUAAUAAUAAUCAAUAUUUACAGUGAUUAAUUCUUAUCAAAUUAUACCUUAGCAAUUCUUUUGUACAUAAAAAUUGAUAUAAUGUAAAAAAUAGAGCAAAAGUGUAUAUA